Mesorhabditis spiculigera is the source of this 1170-nucleotide messenger RNA. Lineage: Eukaryota; Metazoa; Nematoda; Chromadorea; Rhabditida; Rhabditidae. The record is from the annotation of a GenBank genome assembly.
AUGCUGAGCGGGGAGCGAAACGAGGCCCUUGAUGCGACGAGCUCGCAUUCCUCCAUCUCGGCCAAGUCGUCGUCGCUGACGAUCAGAAGCCCGAUGGCCCGCGACACGCCCCGGGUCUACCGUCUCGUGCUGACGGGAGGGCCGUGUGGCGGCAAGACCACCGGAAUGGUGCGCGUCUCCAACUUUUUCGAGGAGCACGGCUGGAAGGUGUUCAGCGUCCCCGAAACUGCGACGAUUCUUUUGGGCGGAGGAAUCAAGUUCUCGGAGCUGACCGGCAAGCGGCUGUACGAAUUCCAGAAAGACCUUCUCCGCACGCUCCUCCAGAUCGAAGAAGUCUACUUCAACCAAGCGGCGUUGAUCACCGACAAGAAUGUGCUGGUUAUUAGCGACCGAGGCGCCAUGGACCCGUCGGCUUAUAUAGAUAAAGAAGGUUGGGCGAAUAUCUGCGCCGAGCUUGGGCACGACGACACGAGCCUACGCGAUAAUCGAUACGACCAGAUUGUUCACAUGGUGACUUGCGCAGAGGGCGCCGAGGACUUCUACACGGUGGCGAACAACAAUACGCGCGAGGAGGGCAUGGCCGGCGCGAAACGCAUCGACUGGAUGACACGCCAUGUAGUCUGCGAUCGGGCCGGUGUCCAGACUUACGAACGGUUGGCGAAGAAUACGCGGAAAAGAAAAUGGCUGCUCGCCGGCUACAAACAAGACGAAUUCCCGAAAUACGAAGAGUUCCAGCACAAGCACGAUUUUCUGAUGUGCGGCGAGGAUGGGAUUCAGAUGCGCGUUCGGGCACGCGAGCAGAAGGGCAAGCUGUCGUAUACGAUCACUUCUCGAUAUCCGCCCAUCACAGAAGCCUAUCCCCUCGAGACUCGAAUGAAAAUCAACAAACGCGAAUAUGAUCAGUACCGAAAUCUGAUCGAUCAUUCCCGGGUGACGAUUCAUAAGACGCGUCGCUGCUUCGCGUGGGGCAACCACUUCUACUCGUUGGAUCUGCUCGUCUCGCCGCUGCCCCCGUCUUGCCCGCCGGAAGGGCUUCUUUUUCUGGAGACCUACACCACAUUUCCGAAAGGUCACAGCGAGCCGGUGCUGCCCCCGUUCCUCUCCGUUAUCCGCGAGAUCACCGACGAGAAGCAAUAUUCCCUCUACGAGCUUUCGAAGAUCCACAACGGC